Molecule: messenger RNA, 1443 nt
Organism: Symbiodinium sp. CCMP2456
Lineage: Eukaryota; Dinophyceae; Suessiales; Symbiodiniaceae
Source: the annotation of a GenBank genome assembly
GACGCAGCAGCGACCUCGCCGCCCGAAGCGCCAACUGCAGCAGGAGAUCUAGAGGCUAAGCUAGACCCAAUAAGCGUGGUUCUAACCGGGAUGGCACAGCUGCAGACUGUAGUCUCGGAGCUAGCAAGCCCUAAGUCAACGGUGAAGUACGAAGUUAUAAAACCAGGGGUAAAUGCCCUACCUGAUCUCCCGAGUCACGGACCCGAGUCGUCCUUAGCCUUCGCCGACUGGUUGCACUCGUCACGACCCGCCCUCGCGGAUGUGUCAGACACCUCCGAGGAGCUUUGGCAGCGAACGGUGGAAGAAGCCACUAGUUGGUAUAACGGCUACUUAAGAAUGGACCCGCUAUCACGACUCACAGCCAAGCCUGAACCCUCGGCUGAGCUGCGCCAGGUGAAGUGGAUGCGGGUCUCGCGUCGCAUAGAAACGAUGAUAAUAGCCGCUGCCCCGCAAGAGAUCCGCGAGGAGGUUAGUGCGUCUAGGACGUCAGGCCUUCUUCCCCUGGUGUGCCGGUUGUUCAUAAUUUAUGGUCCGGGAACACUAAUGGAGCGAGAGCUAGGCUUGAGGAACAUCUCAGAUCCUCCAACGGGGGCCACGAUUCAGGAAACAGUGGAUAUUCUACGUAAGUGGAAGCGUUGGUGUGCUAGGAUGACGGAGCUGGGGGGAGUACUACCAGAUAGUGCCAUCCAGGUUCGCGCUUUGACCAAGGCAACGAAGACGGUGCUGUCUCAGCACCCAGAAGUCGCCUUUAGGAUCAACCUCUCCCGGGCUUCCCUCCAGGUGGACAUGACUCCGGACGACACCAAGGUGAUGAAGCUGCAUGCGCAGAUGCUCAGCGAGCUGGAGUCAAUGUCCCAUCGAGGGGAUAAGGCUAAGGGGGGAGACAAGGAUUCCGCGCAAGCCCCGGCUAAGGACCUGCAGAUCAAUCGGCAUCCACUAAGCCACCUUGUUCGUUUUAUACCGGCAGGAACCAAGGCAGAGGCCAAGGCUCAACCUAAGGCUCCACGACAACCCAAGAACACUCCCGAAGGACAGCAGCAGCCAACAGCUCCGGUGGGGGAAGCAAAUGCGACACAGCAACAGAUCAAAAGCAUGCUCGCCGACGCCGCCAGGUUUCUGCAACAGGCGAUUCCCCCCACGGGAGACGCUCCACCGACAGCAUCUCCUAUUGCGGCCACUCCGGUGGCACCUCCGGCUAAGGCGGCGUCUGCAAGUGCCUUUCAGGGUACCCCGGUUACAUUGGCAUCCUUGAGCGCGCAGCUGGAGUCCUUAAGAGCUAUGACGGGUAACCCUGAGGCUAAGAUGACCACCUUCCCUGACAAGGUGCCGGUGACACUCGCGGGAGACGCCAAGCAGGAGUGGCUGCGAACGGAAGGCGUGUCGGGCAACACCUGCCCUUACCUCCAGGAACAGCAAGCCCUCCAGCUAAUAGCAGAGCUAGAG